Penicillium cinerascens is the source of this 2268-nucleotide messenger RNA. RefSeq lists its product as uncharacterized. Gene Ontology annotation, molecular function: protein binding. The transcript has a single exon. NCBI's taxonomy places the organism in Eukaryota, Fungi, Ascomycota, Eurotiomycetes, Eurotiales, Aspergillaceae. The record is from RefSeq and is a predicted model, not a curated record. The coding region runs from base 1 to 2268 and encodes 755 amino acids.
AUGCGGAGAAUCUCUCUUGCUGGUGAGACGUUCUCCUCUCACUGGUUUCAUUCGCGACCGGCCGGGCCGGAGCAAUGCUUCUACAACCACCAGAACCUCCUGGUUCCCGGUCUUACCGGUCACAGACAAAUCUCAUCCUCUACUCGAUCACACAUCCGUCAAUUAGGUGGCCCUCAGCCCCGCAAGAGGUGUCAGCCUCAACGACGCAACUCUUUCCACGAGUUUACUACAACAGGCAGACAUUCCAGCGCCAACGCGACACGUCCGGAGUGGAUUGAGACAGAACGCCAUCAACACGCCGCGGUCCGUCCAACCUGGGAUUCACCGGAGGCGGAAGCAGAAUACGCAAACAAGUUCUUCCAAGUGCUUCAAGAUGGCCAGCCAGACCAAGUGAUGACAGCAAUGACUGACCCACGGUCGGCGGGUCUGGUCGGUUCCUUACACCAGAACAUUUUCCUCGAGGCUCUCCACCGACUGUCCCCCACCUAUUUUGUGGAGCCUUUCCGCAAUCUCCACCAUCCCCUACACUCCUGGUCCACUCUAUUAAACGGUGUGAAGCGGAUAGAAGAGGUCUUUGAUGGUUUUGUUAAAAAUCUCCUCACGAUUACCAGCUAUCGAACAUCCGGAGGCUACUCCUUAGACCUCGCGGAAUUCACACACCUCUUGGACUGCGCGCGGUCCAUGGGGAAUGGGCCGCUUGCAAAUGAUAUUUGGAGAUCCAUGAAGGACAGUGGUGUCAUUCCAGACGGGCGAUGCUACAACCAUUACAUGGAAGCGCUCGUCUGGGACCACUGUUAUACUGGCCAAGAAGCAUAUCGGCUGCGAGCUCUUCCUCGUAGCUACUACAAGCGGCGCCAGGUGACGGAUCGCAAUAUUGGUUGGCAAGGGUAUGGUACCGGCCAACAGAGUGUGCGAAAAACGGUGAUGAAUCUGUUUCGCGAAAUGCUCGAUAACGGGCAUCCCGCCGAUGAACGCAGCUACAUCAACGUCAUGCUUGCAUCUGCUCGCGUUGGUCAUGGCCCGGGCAUUAGGCACGUUUUGUCGACUGUCUGGAAUAUCCAAGUGGAUGUUCUCAAACAAGAGCCAGAUAACUCAAAAAUACCGGCGCCGACGCCGUAUGAGCCAUGGUCUGCGCUUUAUCCAACCGAGAAUCUGCUCUUUGCGAUUGCCCAUGGUUUCGGUACCAACAAUGAUAUUCCUGGCGCUGUCCGGACCAUCGAGUUCAUCUCCGCCUCUUACAAUAUCCCAAUUCCGCAUCGAAUCUGGCACGAAUUAUUCGAACGGGCGUACGUGCAGUGCAGAAUCAGAACCACGCAGACCGAGGACGAACAACAGGCCAAUGCCGUGGGACCGGUUUCGAUGCAGCUGGUACAAUCAAUAUUCGAAACAAUGACUUCCGAGCCUUUCAACGUCCAGCCAACUGUACAAAUGCGGCGCUUCAUGAUUAACAUCGGCAUCGACAUGGGCUCUUUGGAAGACUGCAAGACCCACCUAGAUGAAGCAUACAAAUUCCUGAGCGAAACCCGACAAAAGGAGGAGAAAGCACGCGCCCUCGUACUCAGAUGUCUAGUGCCACUUCUCGAAACCAGCCAGAAACAGAUGCGACAGGGAUCUCCUUGUGACCCGUCGCUCUUCCAAUCACCCAUCCUCGCCGAAGCAAUCCAAUCCUAUGACAUCCUCCGUCUAGAAGUCUACCAACAAGUAUACCUCCUCCGGCGCGCAUUAUGGGUAACCGUCCGAGUCCCCCACUGGAAAGACACACCCGACAAGGACUGGUUCUAUCAAGAACGCCCUAGGAUGCUAGAAGAGUGGUGUGACUUCCUUCCGGCCCGGAAACGCAUCUUCUACGACGAAAACACCGGGUCCGUGGAUAUGCAAGGGCGCACGGGGUUCAAAGACCGGCACUGGUGUGGCGACUUGCAUAUCCCCGUCCGACGAAUGAAUGAUCAUCAAACGUUGUUCCACCCCAUUGAGCACGUCGCCUGGACCCAGGACGGGAAAUGGAAUGACCUGUUGAAUCGGUAUCCGUGGCUGGAUACGAAGCUCGCGCCACUGGAUCGGCUUUUCAAUUUCCAGCGGCCUAAUUCACCCGAGUUUUUGGACAUGCUGGAGAAGUUGCGCGGUAAUUGGGUCGAGUAUCCUGAGGAGCAUCCGCAGUCUACGGCGAGUAAUCCUCAUGGGGGAUUUUUUGGAAGGCUUGCUGCAUUGGGGUUGCUGAAGUCUAACGAGCGGGGAAUCUUCCUCUUGGAUGACAAGUCCUGGAUUUGA